UUACCGCCUUACUAGUCUUCCUCCAGCUUGACCUUGUUGCGAACCGUUCCGUCGACUUGUUUCUUUGUGAGGAGCUGUGAGCAGUCAGCGAAAAGCCCGACACGGGGGGAGAGGGAACAUUUUGUGAGGAGAGAAAGUGACUUUUAGCAGAGCUGCAUGGCUGACUCUCACUUUGUUCAGCUUUAACAUGACAAUCCUAGCAGCGGUAUUAAGGCUCUAUUUUUGCUGUCGAGGGCACUCUCUGCAGACGGAGCCAAAAUGAGCAGUGUCGGGCAGUUUUAACAAAAGGAGUCAUCGGAGAAAAAUGUGGAUGUGUUCAGCCUCGCUCUCCUUGCACUGGUCGCCUAGAGGACUCAUAGAGAGAUGAAGACUCUGGAGGAGCCCCCCUACCUGACAGUAGGGACGGACGUGAGCGCCAAGUACCGAGGGGCUUUCUGCGAGGCCAAGAUUAAGACUGCCAAGAGGCUCGUCAAGGCCAAAGUGACCUUUAAACCAGACCUGUCCACGGCCGAGGUUCAUGAUGAAAACAUCAAGGGACCUUUAAAGGUGGGUGCUGUGGUGGAGGUAAAGAACCAGGACGGGGUCUACCAGGAGGCUACCAUCAAUAAGCUGACCGACGCUAGUAUCUAUACUGUUGUGUUUGACGAUGGUGAUGAGAAGACCCUGAGGCGUUCGUCUCUCUGCCUGAAAGGAGCGCGUCACUUUGCAGAGAGCGAGACUCUCGACAGACUCCCUCUCACCAACCCCGAGCACUUUGGCACACCCGUCAUCGGCAAGAAGGGCAACCGCGGCCGACGAUCAAACCCAGUUCAGGAAGAAGAGCUGUCGUCAUCCUCCAGCGAGGAGGAGGAGAGCGAUCAGCGGCAGAACGAGGACCUGUUCGGUAAAGUGGUCUGUGUGGAGGGGGUCGUCACCGGGGACAAGAAGAAGACCACGUGGUAUCCUGCUCUGGUCAUCUCUCCAGACUGUCAUGAAGAAGUGACGAUGAAGAAGGACACCGUGUUGGUCCGCUCCUUCAAGGAUGGGAAAUUUUCCACGGUGCUGAGGAAAGACGUCCGGGAGAUUAACAGUGACUGUCCUCCAAAAGGAGACGCGGGGCUCAGACCAGCGCUGGACGCAGCCUUGGAGUUCUUGCAGCACUUUGUGGUUCCGAGCGCCUGGAAAACGGAAGUGAAAGAAGAGAGCUCCAGUAGUGAGGAUGAUGAUGAGGAAGAGGAGGAGGAGCAGGAAGAAGAUGCCAGCGGCGAGGAGGAAGAGGAGGAGGUGGAGCCGUUCCCAGAGGAGAGGGAGAACUUCCUACAGCAGCUCUACAAGUUCAUGGAAGACCGCGGGACCCCCAUCAACAAGCGGCCUGUUCUGGGCUACAGGAACCUGAACCUCUUCAAGCUCUACAGGCUGGUCCACAAACUGGGAGGCUUUGACAAUAUUGAAAGCGGCUCCGUUUGGAAGCAGGUCUACCAGGAUCUGGGAAUCCCCAUCCUGAACUCAGCUGCCGGCUACAACGUCAAAUGUGCUUAUCGCAAGUACUUGUACGGAUUCGAGGAGUACUGCACAUCCACUGCCAUCACCUUCAGGAUGGACCUCCCUCUGAAACAGGCUCCAAAGGGGGAGGUGAAGUCUGAGGGGGAGGCAGGAGGAGCAGCUGCAACAUCCUCCACCUCUGAAGAGCAGAAACCUCAAGAAGAACUAGAGAUGUGUAGUCCACCAUCUGUGGUCUGCAAGGAAGAGAAACCUGAUGUGAGCCGAACCAAACCGGAGUCUGAACCAUCGCAGAAGGAGGAGAAGGAGAGCGGAAACGAAGAGGAUGAUGAGGAUGACUCCCAGCUGAAGGGCGACGCAGACGAGGGAUCAUCGACUGAUCGCCUCGGCACGGAGAAUGUGAAACCGGAGGGCGAGGUGGAGCCGGAGAGCAAGGACAACUCUGGGGAUGACAGCAGUCAGGAAGGUCAGGAAGGGGAGGAGUUUGAGUGUUACCCCCCGGGGAUGAAGGUGCAGGUGAGGUACGGCCGAGGCCGCAAUCUGAAGACGUACGAGGCCACUGUGAAAGAGGCAGACGUGGAGGGGGGAGAGGUGCUCUACCUGGUGCACUACUGUGGCUGGAACGUCAGAUACGAUGAAUGGAUCAAAGCGGACAAGAUUGUGCGCCCGGCCAAUAAGAACGUACCAAAAAUAAAGCACCGCAAAAAAAUAAAGAACAAAGCGGAGAGGGAGCGAGAGCGGCUGGAAAGGCUCAAUGACAGAGACGUCCUUGGACCGGCGAACCGGCUCCCACGCUCCAAAUGUGGCCUGAGUCAGGAUGUGUUUUCCAAGAUGGACGAGGGUGAGGACAAAGGGACUCAGCAGUCUCCAGUCAAGUCUAUAGAAAUUACUUCUAUCCUCAAUGGCCUGCAAGCCUCUGAGAUGUCCACAGAUGAGAGCGAGCGUGAGGAUGAGGAGGGGGACCAGAAUGAAGACGACCGUCCGGGUUGCAGAAGUAAUCUUAGGAAAGGCCCUCCAGAGUCCCCACAGACCUCAGAGUGCUGGGAGAGCAGGACCGCCCCUGAAGGAUCCAAACCUCCUUCAGUCUCAGCAAAGAACCACGACACAGUCGCAGCAGAGAGCGCAGAUGGCGGGAAGAGACGGAGCCAACCGGAGGGAGAGGGAGAGGGCAACAGCAGGAAGAGGAAGUCUGACACGGCAGCAGAGCGGCCUGCUAAAGGACAAUCGAAGACCAAGACCAGGAGCACGAGGAGCGCCGACUGGCUGCCUACAGGAUCUCCCAGGAAACUGGAGGGAGAGAGAGUGGCUCCUCCUGGAGAGGAAAGUAGCAGCUCAGAUGAUGAAGGAGCAGCAGGGAACAAGUCCCAGACUGGGGAGGGCGAGCGAGGACGGCCAAAAACCAAAGGGGCUUCUUCAAAGAAGUACAACGGGAUGAAGGAGAAGACCAAAGGGGGCCGACAGGCGGGAUUCUGGGAGAUUCCUGAGAAAAGAGCCAAAACGUCAGGGCCCACAGAGGAGAGGCCGGCUGUCCGGUCUAAGGGCCAGAAAGACGUGUGGUCCAGCAUCCAGGCUCAGUGGCCCAAGAAGACGCUCAAAGAGCUGUUCUCAGACUCGGACACGGAGGCUAACUCCCCGCCUCCGCCUGUCUCCUCGUGUCUAGAAGACCAGAGCGGCGAGCAGGACGUCGGCCCGGAGGACGAGGCCUCGGAGGAGCAGAUGGAGAACGAUAAACUCCAGGAGUUUCCGAGCAGCGGCAGCAACUCUGUACUCAACACGCCACCGACGACGCCAGAGUCGCCUUCAGGAGGAGGCAGUGCCAUGGAGGACUCUGGUCAGCCUCAACCUUCUUCCCCGCCGCCGUCACUCCCCGCCACCUUGCCUUCAGAGCCACUUUCAGAUGCUCUUCCCCCAGGACCCACGCAGGACGAAGCAGCAGGCGGGCGCAGCGAGACGGACAGCAGCACGGUGGAGGUGGAGAGUCUAGGCGGGGAGCUGCAGGACCUCCCCCAGGACGAGGGGGCCGGAUCCCCCUCUAAGGUGUUUGACGUCAGCCUGUCGUGUAACAGCAGCAGCAGCUGCAGCCUGGAGCUGAGCAGCAGCAGCCAGCAGGACAGCGAGCAGAAGUCCAAAGCGUCUGUGAGUCAGAAGCGUCAGAAAGAGUCCCAGACAGGUGCAGCCUCAAAGAAACACAAGCCAAACCGCAAGAACCUAGGUGUGCCUCCCAAAAAGAACAGGAAAACAGCCAACAGCAGCGACAGCGAGGAUCAAUCUGUUGUUGAGGGCUCGGCCAAACAGACCGCCUCUAAGAACAACACGCCAGACAUGAAGGCCGCCGUUUCGCCCAAAUGCCAUGGACGGUCUCCUCCUUCGAGCCAUAAAUACCACAGACAGAGUGACGGCGAGCACAUGCAGCACCGAGACAGCCACGGAAGAUCUCCACGAGUUUACAAGUGGAGCUUCCAGAUGUCUGACCUGGAGAAGAUGAGCAGCCUGGAGAGGAUCUCGUUUCUUCAGGAGAAGCUUCAGGACAUCAGGAACCACUACCUCUCCCUCAAGUCUGAGGUGGCCUCAAUCGACAGGCGGCGAAAACGCAUGAAGAAGAAGGAACGGGAAAGUACUGUAGCUGCCUCCUCCUCCUCGUCCUCCUCGUCCUCCUCGCCGUCCUCCAGCUCACUGACUGCAGCCGUCAUGCUGACGCUGGCCGACCCCCCGGUGUCAUCCUCCUCCUCGUCUCAGAACUCUGGGGUUUCCGUGGAGUGCAGGUGACAGGAUGAAGCAGCGACAACCACACCGCACUAAGCACUUAACCAGCACCCCGGGGUCCCGCCCCCUCUCCCCUUCGACCAGACGGACGAGUCGACCUGCAGACUGUAACUACUGGGGCACAAAAUCCAGACCAGAGACAAAAAACAAGAAACAAGCACUAUUUUCUAUCGACAACUGUUUCCUCGGCAAGCUAACGGCACUUAAGUGCACUUUUCUGAAGAUUGUAGGGGAUGAAAUUUGUUAAAAAAACAUCAAAUUUGUCUUUAGCGCUUCUCUUAAUUCAACAUUUCUAAGAAUUGUGUUUUUUUGAGCAAUAAUUGUUUCCAUUUGAUAAAGUAGUUCUGCUGAGGGAUGAUUCUAGUCUGUGUGCUCAGCGCGGUGCAGUCGGAGCUCGCCGUGUCACCAUGAGGCGUUUAGAGGAGCACUGCCUCCUUGGCGUUCAGGACGUAGGAAAUGUAAUUGUGCCACGUUUCUCUGUCCUCUCAGUAAACAUUAGAGAUGUUCUGAUGCUGAAACAUGACAGAGAACAGUUUCCCUCCAGGUCAUCAGCUGUUCUAGUCUGCUGUCAGAUCAGUUUCCUCCGUUUAGGAGCUCAGUAUCAGAACAUCUCUACUCCAAAAGCCUUCACGUUGUUGACCACACCCUCUACAGGUGUGUUACUGUACACACUGAGUCAUACAGGUGUUGGUGGGCGGGGUUUACACCAUCCUAUUGCCUCGGUGGAUGAACGUGGAAUGACACUGCAGUGCCUUUUUGUUCCCACGGGGCACUUUGAGGACGGACGGCACUUUUUAUUCCUGAUCCUCGUCUUCAAUCAGAGGCUUGGCCCGAUUCACAUCGCCUGAGAAAGAAGGACCGAGUGAAGCUGCCAGAGCGAAGACGAGAGGAGGGAGGUUUUUAUCUGUGGGACGGGAAUAUUAAAGACUGGAUCAUCAGAAAUCUAGGCUAACACUUUACGGUAGGGUACAUGAAACAGGCCGAGUUAUGGCUGAGUUAAUGAGGAAUUAACUGGAAAUUAACUACACAAGCAGGCCGAGUUACAGGAGGGUUAAUGAGUAAUUAACUGGUAAUUAACUACACAUAAUCAGAGCAACAGGAUAAUAAAUGAGUUACUGACUGGUUAUUAACUGUUAAUUGACUAGACUUAACAGAGUAACAGGAUAAUUAUUUAGUAAUUAACUGGUAAUCAAGAGAACAAGUUUUAAGGAUCUUGACGGUCUGUUUUCUGUGACGUGUCUUUUCUGAGCUCCUAUUGGACAAAGUCACACGUGUGUUGAAUCAGGCUCUGUUCCAACAACGGCGUUUUAGCACUGCGGCGCCUCUGAGCUGCCAGUCCUCAUUGCUGCGUUGCAAUCAAAGAUUUUCACUCAUUGAUCACCUUGUAGCUCCGCCUCUUUCAUUGUACUGUAAAGUGUUGAUCUACUACUGAAUGCUCCUGCAGCCUGGGUAUAACUGUUGAGUCUGACAUUGAAAAUGUGCAAUGAUGGAGGUCAUCACUUCAGUUCAUCGGCCUUUUUAAACUCGCCUGCUUUAUUUUGAUCACAUUUACAUCUGCAGCCAUAUAAAGAGGUUUUUACAGCAGACGGAGGCUGAAUCAACCUUUGCAGUGUUUCCAACAUGAAGUUAUUCCAUGAAUUAUGUCUCUAUAGUUUUGCUUUGUUAUGUAAUGAAAGCAGCUGACUUGUUUUCAUUUCCCAUCCCUACCAAAUCAAAGUUGUGUUUCAUGUUCUCUGACCAGACUGGAGGUGGCGCUAUUGUAAAUGUGACGUAUGCGUGUACAUUUCUGAAGUGUUUAUUUGUAUAGAGCCCUGACUGUACCAUAACCUGAAGUUACAUUUGGUUUGGCACUUGUAUGUAAUUGUAUGCUUUUGUUAUACAUUUGUAUAUUGAGAAGUGUUUUGAGUCGAGCUAUUUAAUAUCUUGCACUGUUAAUAACAUGUACUUUUGUGUACAGACGGUUUUAACUGUAGUUGGAGUGUAAAUACUGAGGGUUACAGCAUGUUUAUUCUCCUUUUUCUCCUCUUUCUGUAGGAACAGCUUUAUUUGACUUCAUUUAUCUGCGUUUUGUUCAUACGACCUUUUCUUUCUCCCUUUUUUAUUUGGCUUUGUUUUUUAGAGCUUGUGCGUGUCAGAGAAGAGCGGAGGUUUUUGGAUGCUGGCCUGAAGUUACCGCUGUAUGAAAACGUUUUAUGGGUCAUAGAUGAAGAGAAAGUUAAGGAGCUUACAGAGAAAUGCUCGAUAGUAUUUAUUAGGCUCAUCUGAUGAUGGUCGAUGUGUAAUUUAUUGUAAAAAUGUAAGCAAAGCAGAAGCCUCUGUUUGAAAUAAAUGCCAUAGUUUGUGAA
This is a messenger RNA of Cheilinus undulatus (humphead wrasse), 6587 nucleotides long. It is a transcript of the gene arid4b, whose product is annotated as AT-rich interaction domain 4B. Bases 364 to 4245 code for a protein of 1293 amino acids. Gene Ontology annotation, cellular component: nucleus. Lineage: Eukaryota; Metazoa; Chordata; Actinopteri; Labriformes; Labridae. The record is from RefSeq and is a predicted model, not a curated record. The transcript is spliced from 24 exons. Gene Ontology annotation, molecular function: transcription cis-regulatory region binding. Gene Ontology annotation, biological process: regulation of transcription by RNA polymerase II.